This is a messenger RNA of Mycena citricolor, 821 nucleotides long. The record is from the annotation of a GenBank genome assembly. NCBI's taxonomy places the organism in Eukaryota, Fungi, Basidiomycota, Agaricomycetes, Agaricales, Mycenaceae.
CCCCCAUCAUGGAGCCAAUUCCCAAUCAGAAACCGCGUUACAUCAUGACCAACAAUGCCACAGGCAGCAACAACUCUGCAAUUUACAUCCCAGUUGGCACAACCUGGGCUACAAGAGCUCAACUUCGUGCACAUUCCUUCCAUAAGGCCAAUACUGCUGGGAUAUAUGGGCGGGGUGGUCGGGCCGUCUCUAUUGUGGCGUCUGGCGGAUAUCCUGAUGAGGAUCAUGGUGACAUUCUGAUUUAUACUGGCACUGGUGGCAAGGAGAAUACUCGUUUUGGAGAUGGUCCACAGGUUGAAGAUCAAAAAUUCAGCCACCCCCAUAACAAAUGGCUUAGGAGUGCAAUGUAUAGACAAACUCCAGUCCAUGUCAUCCGUGGCAAGAACAGCAACAGUCUCUGGGCACCAGAAGAUGGAUAUUGUUAUGAUGGCAAGUAUCUUGUUACUGAUGCCUAUAUGGACAAGAGUCCAGAGGAUGGACAGUUCAUGCUUUGCAAGUUCCGCUUAGAGCGUGUUCCAGGCCAGCCACAGUUAACAAAGAACAGGGAAAUGUAAUCUUCAAUCAAUAACUUCAGUAUCAUGGUUGAAAAGAUCAGUGUGACAAACAACCCAAAAUAAGAGUUGAGAAGAAAAGUUUAUUGUAGGAUCAGAGAAUACAAUACUCAGGUCCAAGUCAUAUCUAAAAUAGUAUCGCGGGAGGCCGCUGGGUGCUCGCGAAGAAGACAGCGCACGUCAAUUUUGAUUCGGAUAUCUACGAGCCCAGUUGUCAAAUCUAUACUGGAGGUUCUUGCCUCCGAGAUUCUUUACUCUAGAAUAGUCAAA